CAAGUUGUUGAUGUUACUGACACUAUAUUAGUAGAUUCUGUAUAUUGACGUUUAAUCUAGAACUAGAAUAAUCGGCUUCAUCAAUAAUACAAGGAGGAUUCACUUGCAAUACACAAGGAAUUUAUUCACGGUCCCUUUGUCACACUAUAUAUAUAUCAUUGUUACAUCCACGAUAAUGAUCAUACCGUAACACAUUCACUACACUAUAACUUGUGAAUAUACUAUUUUUAGCUAAGUUUGACCUUAAAUUUGUAAGCAAAGAAUAUGGCUCAACUCCAGAGGUACGGACCAUAUGGUGACAAAGAGGCUGUAGAAAACUUUUCUUACAAACUCGAAGGGUCUGAUAGAAUCAAAGAAGUAAUUGUAAGGGCGGGUUUCGUUGUGGAUGCAAUCGGGCUCACCGUUGCUAGCCCUAAUGGGGAUAGCGAUACUUCAACGUUUGGUGGCAAUGGCGGACUUGAAUUCAAGGUUAAGCUCAAGAUUGGUGAGUACAUAACCGGAAUCAGUGGGAAGACGAAAGAUUCACUCAUAUCCAAGCUGAGGAUACACACUAAUUUGAAUAAGCGUGGACACGGGCCGUAUGGAAAUAAUGAACUCAAAGGUGGCUGCGAAUUUAAUUCUCCGCCAUUAUCCGAAAAUGACCGUUUUGUUGGAUUCUUUGGAACUGCCCAUGACAACCUUGUUUCAAUUGGACUCUAUGUUGAAAAGGGAUGCGGUUGCUCCAACAACUGAGGUUGAAGACUUAGCUUGAAGUUGGUAGCAGUUGUGGAAGCUGCCUGCCAUAAAUACUUGUAGCCUAUAUAUCGACCAAUGUGUUCUUGCUCUUUUAAGUUUGCGUUGUAUUAAAUAAGCCACAUGUACUGUAAUCGAUAAGUGGCACGUCAAGAGAUCAAUGACAUAAUGUAUUAUUGUGUGUCGUCUAUGUUUAAUUUGAUCAAUAUAAUAUAUAUGCAUCUUAACUUUGAAAGAAUA
Chenopodium quinoa (quinoa) is the source of this 972-nucleotide messenger RNA. RefSeq names its product protein GOS9-like. The coding region runs from base 265 to 732 and encodes 155 amino acids. NCBI's taxonomy places the organism in Eukaryota, Viridiplantae, Streptophyta, Magnoliopsida, Caryophyllales, Amaranthaceae. The record is from RefSeq and is a predicted model, not a curated record. The transcript has 4 exons.